Echinostoma caproni is the source of this 567-nucleotide messenger RNA. The record is from the annotation of a GenBank genome assembly. Lineage: Eukaryota; Metazoa; Platyhelminthes; Trematoda; Plagiorchiida; Echinostomatidae.
UCGUCUCAGCCGGAAUCUAGCCUAGGUCGUGGUCGUGGUCGUGGCCGCGGUCGCGGUGGUCCAUCAAGUGUUCGUGGCGGUCGAGGGCGUGCUACCGCACCCAGCGUAAUGAAGAGUCAGACCAAACUGGAUUUCAGUGCCGGGACCAAAAAACCCACACAGCCGCGAAAACAAGCAUUUGAUAUUUCCGAGGACGAGGAAGAGGAGCCUGACAACGACUUUGCACCAUCCGAAAACGGUGGACCACCUGCCCCCCGCUCACCUCGAAUGAAUGCUCGACGCGCUGUGACUGAUAAGGCUCGAUAUGUGUUCGAUUUGGAGAGCAGUGAAGAAAGUGAUGCUGAUGGUUCUGACAGUGGCAGCAGACAUCCUCCAGCAGCCGGAAAACGCAAGGCACGUCGAAGCGAUGACGAUGACGAUUUCGACCCGAAGAAAAUCAGCGAAAAGAAGUACGCGUUCUAUUUCCAGAAUAGCCGCUUCUCAAUGACUAUCACACAUGAUUCCUUUUCUAAAUGGCAGUGUCCGUUUUGUGCACAAGUUCAGUAUGGUAUUCAGAAUUCUGCCUAA